AUGUCAAAUCUAAAUAAUUAUGAUCCUAAUGAAGAACUUCCUUCACCAUCAUUUGAAGUACUAAAUCAAAUGCUCAGUCUACCAAAUAUUUUUGAUGAGAAUAAGAGUUCUACACCAACUGGUAUUGGUCCAUCUUAUCAUAAUAGUUUAGAUUCUCUAACACAAGCAAUAACACUUUCUGGAAUGUUUCCAUUUGAAAAUCUUCAACAUAGUUUAGAUACUAAUAAAUGUCAACAUACUUAUUCGUGUCAUAAUCUUGAAACAACUUUAUCAAGCCAUAAUAAUUUUGAAGUGACUUUAAUGAAUAGUAAUUCUAAAAGUUUAUUAUCGAGUACAGAUAUUAUUUGUCAUGCAAAAUUGGAAUCCGAAGAUGAAAAACUUCUUAUUCUAGCUGAACCAAAAGCAUUUUAUCGUGAUAGAUAUUCUUGUGAAACUGAUCGAACAAAAAAUCGAGCUCAACGUUAUAUUCGUGCUGAUGAUAAUCAACUCAAAUAUGAAUAUCCGACUGUUAAAAUUCCAACGAAAUGGUGUGAUCUAAAACGACAAAUAUAUAUUCGAGUUACAUCAGUUACUAUAAAAAACGAACUUUUACUCUAUCAUUGUAUACAUCCUUAUGAAAUUGAUACAUCAGAAAAUAAUGUUAUUAAAGAUCCGGAGAAUAAUUCAUUAUAUUUUCGUAUUAAUAAAGAUGAAUUUAUUAAAGGUGAAAAAAGUUUUCAAAUUAGUCGAAAAAAAAUGCUUCAAAAUGAUUUAAAAUCAUAUGGACCUUUUCGUUUAUUUAAUUCAGGUCAACCUGAUACACAAUGCAUCCUCAAUUCACAAGAUGCCAAAUGCAAGAUAGCUACAUAUCAAUUAAAGAAAUCUCAAUUUAUUUUUACCAUUGCUGAACGACAUAAUAAUAGGUUUUUUCCUAUUCCAAUACUUGAUACAUCCGUUGCAUCGCAAAUUAUAGUUGAUGAAGUAACUGAUAAAAGAAACUCAACAAUAAACCCUUCAAACGAUCAAAUUAAAUGUAUACCACAAAAAGGUGAUUGGCAAGGUGAUGAGGAAGUAUUAAUUAUUAUGUCUAAGCCAAUCAAAGGAAAAAAGUAUACAAUUUGUUUCGAUUUUGGUCUAUUUGGAGAACAAAUUGUUAAUGAAAUAACACAUAUUGAUACAAAAAUAAUUUUAUUUCGAACACCACCAUGUCCAAUAUUACCAGGAGAUAAAAAUUUUCAAGUAUCAGUUAUUAUUAAAGAAAAUAAUUUACUCUUAUCUUCAAUUGAUUUUUAUUAUGUGACACCAAUGAAACCAACAAUCAAUCUAUGUAGACGUUGUCAAAGUAAUAUAAAUGAUAAUCGUAGAAGUAAUAAAAGAAGAUGUGAAUAUGACGAAUAUAUUGAAACUGAUAAUGGAGAAAGUCUUAUUUCACAUAUGAAACAAUUAUCAAUAGAACAGAAGCCUAUUCAAUCUCAUAUUCCAAUUUCAUCAAAUGAAAAAGAUACAAAAUUUGAUAAAUAUCUUAAUCAAUUAAAAGUUGCUUUAGAAAAAUUUGUUCGUACAAAUGAUCCUUCUCAAUUAUUUCGUCGAACACGUAUUUUGUUAUCUAAAUGUGAUGAAAAUUCACUUCCAUUGAAUGAUGCUAUUCAACGUGGACAUAUAGAAAUAGCAUUAUCACUUAUUGAACAAGUUCUUGAUAUGAAUUCAUCACAAGGAUUAUUAGAAAAAGGAAAUGAAAAUGGUGAAACACCAUUAUUAAUUGCAGCUAAAUGUAAUCAGUGGAAAUUAAUUGAAGUUAUUCUCAAAAAUCGAUCUGAUCUUGUUGAACAGAAAGAUAAAAAUGAUAAUAAUUUAUUACAUUUACUUGCAAAUUUGAAUGAAGAUGGAGGUGCAGAAAAUAUAAAAAAUAUUUUCAAAAUUUUAUCCAAUGACACAAAACAAAUUCUUUUGAUUGGAAAGAAUAAACUUUCUCAAACACCAUUAGAGAUUGCACAAUCUCAUGGCAAUACUCAAUGUAUUGAUAUGUUAAAUUUUUCGAUCAAUGGUGGGAAAAAAAGCAUAUAA
Rotaria sordida is the source of this 2043-nucleotide messenger RNA. The record is from the annotation of a GenBank genome assembly. Lineage: Eukaryota; Metazoa; Rotifera; Eurotatoria; Philodinida; Philodinidae.